UAUUAUUAUUAUUAUUAUUAUUAUUAUUAUUAUUAUUAUUAUUAUUAUUAUUAUUAUUAUUAUUAUUAUUAUUAUUAUUAUUAUUAUUAUUAUUAUUUUAUUAUUAUCCUCAUCGUCAUCUUCAUCAUAUCCUCCUUCUCCUCCUCACCAUCCCCUCACCCUGGUUAUCCUUGCCUAACAUCAUCAGUAUCAUCAUCAGCCGUUAAUUUUUUUCAACGGGACAUCGGCUUUUCCCAACUUAUCCGCCUCUCUAUCUGAUGUUUGUGUACUCUGCCCUGCUUCGGUAAAAGAUCAUACUUCAUCCCUUCACCUGCCUCUGCCUUCACUCCUGUAAUCCCUGGGUCGUCACUCUUCCUUGAUUUGCACCCUGUUCUGCAUAACACGGGGGCUUCGUGGUGCAGUGGUUAGCACACUUGGCUCACAACCGAGAGAGCACGGGUUCGAUUCCCGGGCGGAGUGGAAAAAUUUGGGUGGCUUUUCCGAUACCCUACGCCCCUGUCCACCCAGCAGUGAACGGGUACCAGGUAUUAAUCAGGGGUUGUGUCCCGUCUCCUGGGAUCUGUUUCCUUCUCCUAUAAUUCCUUCCCCUCCUGUCUCUCUCCGGCAUAUGACCACAGAUGUUGCGCCGACUAAACAAAACUUUAAUUUCCAGCUAAUUUGAUGAGGUGCCUACUCCCUAUACUCGUCACUAGAUUAACCUAACCAUAGUGUGCUGUAGUUUCCAUUUGCCCAACCAGCCAAUCCCACAAAUCCAGGUGGAGUCAGGUAGGAGGGUAGCGAGCAGGGACUUAAUUCCUCUCUGGCACAUUCUCACCUUAGGCUGAAAAGGGUACAGUGACGUGUUCAUGGGGUGCUGGAGGUGAAUGGUUCAGCUUGGCAUGUUCUGACUAAUGGGAUUCAACAGUUUCAGGUGUUUAUAUUGAUGGAAUGCUUUUAUGGGGUGUUUGCUGUGGAAUUCUUCUAUCAAUUGCCUCUUUUGGUUGAAUGGAAUGGAAUGGCAAUAUAACAUGGAAUGCUUAAUGGGUUUUUUUUCUCUGUGUUUUUGUAAGUGUUUGUGGUGUGUGUUUGAGCUGAAAUCUUCGGUCGGUAUUUUCAGACACCUCCGCCUCUCACACCCACUAUUUACAAAGGCCGGAAAGGAGGUGAAUCGGGUUCUAACGAGUGUUUAUUUAUGUUCAUGGUCCAGAAAAAGGGUCAGACUACCAGAAGGGUCAUAAAACUACCCCUGGAAAUGCCCAAAACUCCUAUGAAAGCCUUGUCAAAUAUGUGUGCUGAGGGGCGGAAAUGCUUGAUGAUAUGGAUCCUUGUGCAUGAGGUGUUCAGGGGUUAGCAGUGUCUGAGGACUGAUGGGUGUUGCAUGUUUUACUGAGGCAGCGUCUGAGAGGGAAUGAACCUUAUGCUCUGGCGACUUGGACUAAUGCUAUCUCUCUCUCUCUCUCUCUCUGCCCCAAUAACUCACAGGUAACACAACCCCAGGUCCCUCAUCAUCAGCUACAACCACCACCACCCCUCCCCCCAACACCACAACCUCAUCUCCCAUCACCACACCACCACCAACCACCACUACCCACAGCAACACCACAACCACCAGUACCCUUAACACGACACAGCCCACCGAGCAACCUUACCCCGAAACCACGACAGAAAUGGAAACUACACUAGAGAACGCCACAGAGACCACAGCCACCACGAUGCAAACUGAAACCACGUCUGAGUUUGAGACCACAACAGGCCUUUACAACUUCACAGAGAGCGUUACCACUCCAGAAACAGACCCAACGACCGAAGUGGUGGCCGCAACUGAAACUAAGCCUUACGAUACAACCACUUCCGUACCAACUGAGGAAGAAACCACAACCGAAACCACCAUAACGCCUGAAACAGAGAUCACAACGGAAUGGGAAAUCACGACAGAGGCCCGAACUGAAUCUAACACCACCAUCACUACCACCACCACAGAAACGGCCACCAUCACCAACACAGACGCUACAACAGACGUGGGAACAUCAACAACGGAAACCGAAUCAUCCGCUGAAACAGAGACCACAACGGACAGGGGCACUGAAGCCACAAGAACCACAGAGAAAACAGGGACCCCAACAGACAUGACCACUGAAACCACAAGAACUGCAGAGAAAACAGGGACCCCAACAGACAUGACCACUGAAACCACAAGAACCACAGAAGCCACAGAAACAGGGACGUGGGUGACAGAUGGAGGAGAGCAAACUAGUGGCAAAGAAACAACUUACAAAACAACUAUGGAAAUUGGAACAGGGGUCACAGACGGUACGGAGACACUUCAAGAAACCACCGCACCGCACUUCACCACCAGCAACCAAACUACCGAGCCUAAUACUACCCCUGAAGGACCAAUUAUUACCACUGAAACAACGGACUCACAAACACCAGAAGCCUCAACCACCCUGGGAGGAACCGCCACAACUGAAGAGGAUUCAACACCAACAGAAGAACCUAAUUCCACCUUUCUCGGAACAUCCACGACGGAAACUACCGAAACGCAAACCCUAGAAUCCUCCACGGCCGCUGGCAAAAUAUCCACCUCUGAUAAGAACUUGGUUAGCAAGCUUAUUUGUUCUUUCUUUGGUUACUGCCCUUGAUCCCUGUCCGUUAUUAUAAAAAAAGGAUACACACAGACAUCACCUCUGGCCUUCGUACUGGAAUCUUCAUAAGUUUUCGUGACCCACCAAACAGAAAGCAAACUGCAGCUUCAAAAAUCCUGGCGCUAAAAUGCCAUACCUUCCAAGACAUGACGGGGGAAAAUCAGCCCCAGAAUUAGCCUUUUGAUGAAAUGAUUGAGGGGAAAAGUAACAAUGGACAGAAAAGUUCCCCUCCUCAAAAAACGAGAAAUCCACAUCCUAAAAGUGUUCCUUCCUUGACCCGGUACCAGCGACGAGCCAAAUUUGUGGCUUUACCGUGUAGCAGCGACGGGCCAAAUUUGUGGCUUUACCGUGUAGCAGCGAUGGGCCAAAUUUGUGCCAUGAUAUAAACUCCCCAAAAUAGAUGAUGCAUAAACUGAUCACAAAUGCUUUGAUAUAUAUUAUGAAAUGGUUUGUGUGAGUGAUGAUUUUUUCUCAUUUUUCUCGCUUAGAGGGACCAUUAAGAAACAUGAUCCCCGCUGCUACUGGGUUAAUAUUCUUAUUCAAAUGCAGUAUAUAUGUAUUAUGGAACAACUAUACUGUAACUUAGAAAAUUCAUAAAAUUCAUAUUAGAACUCAAAAUUGAUAAAAAAAAUGCUAGUAAUAUGUAGUUAAGAAAAGACAACUUAGAUAAAAAAGAAAUUAUUAAGGGAAAAGUGUAAUGUUUAAGUAUGAUUCAAUAUUUCAAGUAAUUAAAUGACACACCUCUGUGAACAAAUGCCGAACGUAGAGGGCAAAAAUCCACCAGGAAGGCCAAGGAAGAUGUGGAGAAAGGUGGUGGAGGAAGAUAUGAGGAGGCUGAACAUCACAGAAGAAAUGGCUAUGGACCGGCAACAGUGGAGGAGGCUCAUAUCCCGUCCAACCCCACCAUAGGGAAUAAAUGGACGUUAAACGAUGAUGAUGAUGAUGAUGAUGUCACAAUAAGUUAAGGCGCUAAAAGUGUUACCCAAACAAAAAAGGUAACAGGAUGAGAAGAGUGUGUGGGAGACCAAACUAUUAGAUCCUUUAUAUGCUGGACAUAAUACAAGCUAUAGUUUGUGCUUUCACGGAUCAAUGGAAGCUAAAAUGUGUGUCUUUUUGGCCGGUGAGCAAACAUUGAUGUCGUAGGUUUUGACUUUAUAAAAGGAAGUUAUUUGGUUAUGGAUGGAUCAGAUGGGUAGGCGGUGGCUGAGUGGUAGCUUGCUGGGCCCACAUUCACCGCGUGAUGAACGAUGCGGGUUUGAAUCCCCACGCUACCACCUCGGAUUUUUCAGUCACCGCCGAGUGGCUUAAAACUACCCACAUGCUGUCCUGAAGACCACUCAUCAACCUGGACUCUAGAGGAAACCGUCCAAGUGAAUCAAGAAGGAGUUCCGGGGGGCAGCAUGAGCCAAGAGAAGAUGGCGCCACUAUAAACACUUGCCUGCGCCAUGACGAGCUGGGGCUGACUACCAUCCAGGCCCCUCAAGAGAGCCUACCGGCGCUAUAGGCAUACACUUAAAAAAAAAGAAAAAAAAAAAAGAGAGAGAGAGAGUUGAAGGCAAGGUGACUGAUGGGCACGUGUCACACCUUACAAUCACACACCAGAUCCAGCCACAUCAGUAACAACAACAACAACAAUAUCAGUUACAACAGCCUUCAUGCCAGCACUUACCAUCAUGCCACAUUUCCCAGUUACUGUUUCACAAGCUGGUUGAGUUCCGAGCAAAAACACAUCCACCGGUCAACUCUAGCUCUCUGCCCCAAAAUGAAAACAUGGGGGGCACACACACACCAGACCACCAAGAGGCCUGUGCUGGAAAAUAGUCAACUCCUUCCUAAGUCUUGUGUACGAAGGAAAAGUAUGUUGGGAAAGUCCUUUGUCCUGGAGUGACUAGUGUAGUGCCACGGUGACUAAGCCUGUUGGGCGAGUCUCCCAUAACUCCCUCUGCCAGUGGGUACCUCUUUGGCCGACUGGUAAAGGAGUGGCUCUCCCAUUAUGCUGGUCGUGGGUUCGAUCCCCGGCGUCGGCAAACCUUAAUUUCCUUGUCUGGAUUAAUUUCUCGUGUGUUUCGUUACAUGCGGUGGCCGUGUGGGAGUGGAGAAAAGAGCAAAUCCUGGCAUUUCACUAGUAAUGGCCGAAGGUGAUGAGGAUGAUGAUAAAAGAAGAAAAAACUGUGCAGUCAUUAUCGGAAUGUCCUGUCAUCAAGCACUCCCAGAAAGGAUAAAUGUGAAGCUGAAGUCACUAACAUUUUGCUUACAAAUGAAGAAAACAUUACCUUAACACUUGUGUGGAAUUUUGUAUUUUGCACCUGUAACUUAACAUAAUUACCAAUUGCAAUACAAAAAAGCAAAGUUCAUGCUGAAAAGACCGAAAACCCAGUGUGUCAAAUCUCUGGCAGCCCUCCCCUGGUUCUGGUCUCUGUGUCUUUUGUGUAAUAGGUGUUCAAAUCUGACUGAACAAGUGAAUCAUCUGUCUAUGUAAGUAUGUGUUUCAUCUCCAAGACCUGUGAUCACGGCACCACCACCACCACCACCACCUCUGCCCCCUUUUUAUACACCACUGUGUAAACACUAACCACCCUGUUAUUGCCACUGUACUGUUGAUGUUCCUGGAGCCAAGCUUGUUGUUGAUGUUGCCUAGUCCUUUGUAGUGACAUUGUUGACAUGGACCAUACUGUCUCUAGUACUGUGCAUUUAAUGGGUGUACUUGCAACCAUGGAUGUAAUGUCCCUUAGCUUUCUCUCUUUUAAGACCUUGAAGAAGUAUGUUGGAUUUGAUUCUCUUUGAUGCUCUGUAACUCCCAGCCCUACAGCCACAAGCACUUCUAUGCAAGCCUUAAUUUCCAAAAGCCUUGACAGGCUUGGAAUGUAUCUUUUUACUAUAGAUGGUCCUUGAUAUUGUUUUAAAACAGUUUAGUCCACAGCUUUAAGUAAUCAUCAUUAUU
Molecule: messenger RNA, 5565 nt
Organism: Eriocheir sinensis (Chinese mitten crab)
Lineage: Eukaryota; Metazoa; Arthropoda; Malacostraca; Decapoda; Varunidae
Product: integumentary mucin A.1-like
Exons: 2
Coding region: 1647-2621 (324 amino acids)
Source: RefSeq, a predicted model, not a curated record